Messenger RNA from Brenthis ino (lesser marbled fritillary), 327 nucleotides. NCBI's taxonomy places the organism in Eukaryota, Metazoa, Arthropoda, Insecta, Lepidoptera, Nymphalidae. The record is from the annotation of a GenBank genome assembly.
AUGGUGCGAGCGCGAUGGCGAAUGUUGGGUCGUUUUGUGUCGGCAGGUGUGCGAGGGCGCCGGCCGACAGAUGGCGGUGUGACGUGGUUUAGUUUCGGGCUUCGGCGACCGAACCGUGGCGCUGCGCUGCUGAUUCUAGCUAGAGAUUUUUCCCAACGCAUCGCGCGAACGACACGGAAAGAAUGCGCGCGCAUCUUCUCAGUCUGCGAAGAAGACGCUGCGGGGGGCGUGGUUCGGCCGUUACGCACGACCACCACGCAACCGAAAGAUAAGAGACGGCUACCCGGCCAACUUGUAAACACGUCACCCCUAAUCGGGAGCCACGCA